AUGGCAGUCGGUGAACACGUAUUCCAAGAAGGCGCCAACUCCGACUACUCCGCUAACCCAGUCAACGCCGUCUGGAGGAUCAGGGCUUCAAGGACGAUUACAAGGAUUCGCAGGAUCUCAGACGAAGGUAAAAAAUUAAGCAGGAAUUUUCAAAAACAAAACGAAACUUUCAGUAGGUGGACUGGUAUUCCGAGAAAGCAUCAACGAGAAGGCAUAUACUCCGCCAACACCUCGGUGAACACGUAUUCCAAGAAGGCGCCAACUCCGACCACUCCGCCAACACCGUCCACGUCGUCUGGAUAUUAG
Molecule: messenger RNA, 306 nt
Organism: Caenorhabditis briggsae
Lineage: Eukaryota; Metazoa; Nematoda; Chromadorea; Rhabditida; Rhabditidae
Exons: 3
Coding region: 1-306 (101 amino acids)
Source: RefSeq, a predicted model, not a curated record